Molecule: messenger RNA, 4790 nt
Organism: Populus nigra (black poplar)
Lineage: Eukaryota; Viridiplantae; Streptophyta; Magnoliopsida; Malpighiales; Salicaceae
Product: probable disease resistance protein At4g27220
Exons: 12
Coding region: 557-4711 (1384 amino acids)
Molecular function (GO): ADP binding; protein binding
Source: RefSeq, a predicted model, not a curated record
CUUUGCUAUGUGCUUUCUGUUCUUUUUUCACCUCAGUAUGUACUAAUCAUCUUGUACUUGUGGUCAGAUGGAAAGGUUCCUCCCAUCUUCUAUGGAUGACUUGACAGAGUUCGAUCUUGAAUCACUAGAUUUUCAAUCAGAAGAUCCAUUCAAUAUGUCUGAGCUUCUCUCGCCGGCACCGGAGGUUGCAGUCAACCAAGGCUCCAUAUCAUGCAAUGAUCAAGGUGGACAGAACAUGGUGGUGGAUACCAAUGUGGUCAACGAUAGUAUUCAACAAACAACUCAAUUUUUUUUUUUCAAAGCAUCUUCUUCUAAAGCUUCAUAGUUGGGGUGGUCCACGCGUUAACUUCCUAUAUCUUAUAAUAUAAUAUUUGGCAGGUAAAGUAGUGGGUUGCAACUUUAUUAUUUUUCUAAAUCAUAUACUCAUCAUCUUCUACCUCUUUUCCUUUCCACAUCUAACCAGUGCGAACUAGAUUUAUGUGAUUUCUCUUCUGUUUUUUUUUUUGGCUGAAUACUGCUCAAUCAAACCAGCGCUCGAAGAACAUCUUGAAUCCAGAUGGAAGGAUUCCCACCAUCUUCUAUAGAAGAGGAUGUCAACAUGAUAUCGGAUGAGCUCGAUCUUCAAUCACUACUGUCCGAGCUUGAGCUUCACUCGCUGCCACCGGAGGUUCCAGACAACCAAAGCUCCAUAUUAUGCAAUGAUCAAGGUGGACAGAACAAUGUGACCAUGCCGGGACAUGGCUAUAUGACACCGAACGCAACCACUUCACAACAUGGUGGCUUCAAUCAACAUGGACCUUCUUUUCCUGCUCCCCGGUAUCAGCUUAAACCUAAUUUAUUUGAUCCUCAAUGUGCCAAUCCCAUGUUACCUGGAUCAUUAAUGCCUUUGAGGGACAAACAAUGGACUAAUUAUCAGUUACCAAUUAUGAGCAAUCAAGUGCCUGCGAUGCUACCUGGACCUCAACCUCCAUUGAAUCAAUGGCAUCAGUACUCCAAUAUUCAUCAACCUCAGCCGGGACAUGGCUAUAUGACACCGAACGCAACCACUUCACAACAUGGUGGCUUCAAUCAACCUGGACCUUCUUUUCCUGCUUCCCGGAUUCAAUUUCUUUCUAAUCAAGGACAAGUCGAUGAAGCUGCUAUAAUUCCUAAUAUAGACAAUAUGCAACAGGAGAACUUUGUGCGUCGAAACUUUGGCAACUCUACUAGGUCACAGAUGGAUAACCUCCAAGUCCGAGGAUUGCAAAAUCAAACUGCUACGCCAAAUGCCUCAAAUCCUGGCCCUGACACUUCCUUGCAAAGUCAAAAUAGGGGUUUAAAUACUCAACAAGUCGAAAUGGUUGGAUCAAAUGAUCCGUUUUGGAAUUAUGUCGAAUAUAGGGCUGAUGGUAGGAUGAAGUGUAAGUUUUGUCCACAUACAUAUGCCAAGGAUACUUCCAUUUCGAGGAUCAAAUGGCAUUUAUCAAGAGAGAGAGGGCAUAAUGUUGCCAUUUGUCCUGGGGUGACUACAGAAGUUCAAGAAGCAGCCUUUCUAGCUAUCUGUGGCGGCAACAAAAGACAUAAAAGCACAGCAAGUUCAGUCAAUGUUAAUGAGUGUGGAAUUUCAACUUGUCCACAAGAACAAAACAUUGAGAUUGAAAAUACGGGAGGAGGAAUUGGAAGGGUACAAAGAGAAGUUCAGGUUGUAGAACCCGGAGUAGGGGAAGAGAGGAUUACUUCACAUGCAAUAGCAGGAAACGACGUAGUAAGCAUGACCGGAAUGAGAGCACAAGAAGAUGGAGUUUCCGAAGGGGCACUCGAGAGCAGACCGAGGACAGAACCAGUGGAUCGAUCGUUGGAACAAAGCAAAGCAGUACAAGUGGGAGUUCAAGGCGUGGAACAAGGUCCCGGAGAAGAGAGAAUUCAGUCGCAUUUACAAGCAGAAAAUGACAUGGAAAACACUGGUGAAGGAUCUUUUCAGCAUGAUGCAUUUGUGACUAUACCAAGAACAGAGCAAGUGCAGCUUCUGGAGCCUCGAGGAGAUUCAUCCCAAUUUUGUCUUGACAUUGGAAGAUGUUAUGAUCAACCUUGUGCUCCAUCAGUAAACAAUGAUGUAAAUAGGCAUGAUGCGCUGGACAUGGUUAGAGGGAGGACAGAACCAAUGGAGGAGGAGGAUGUGGAGAAUAGUGGAAGAUCAGUAGUGCAGGCUGGCGCAGGAGCUAGAUCUUCUGAAAGUCUGAAAUACAACAAGACUAGAGGAGUUCCAUUACCUACUAGCUCUAAAAAGCUAGUGGGUCGAGCAUUUGAAGAAUAUACAAAGAUGAUAUGGUCUUUGUUAAUGGAUGAUGAAGUCUCAACCAUUGGUAUUUAUGGGAUGGGGGGAGUUGGUAAAACAACAAUACUAAAACAUAUCCAUAAUGAGCUUCUACAAAGACAAGAUAUUUGUGAUCAUGUUUGGUGGGUGAUUGUGUCUCAAGAUUUUAGCAUUAAUAGAUUGCAGAAUCUUAUUGCUAAACAUCUUGAUCUAAACCUUUCAAGCAAAGAUGAUGAUCUGCAUAGAGCUGCUAAAUUGUCAGAAGAACUAAGGAAGAUUCAAAAAUGGAUUCUCAUUUUAGAUGAUUUAUGGAACAAUUUUGAGCUUGAGGAAGUGGGAAUUCCUGUCUCGUUGAAAGGAUCCAAGCUGAUUAUGACAACUCGAUCAAAAACGGUUUGUUAUCGGAUGGCUUGCCACCAAAAAAUCAAAGUGAAGCCACUUUCCGAAGGAGAAGCUUGGACUUUGUUCAUGGAGAAACUUGGACAUGACAUAGCAUUUUCACCAGAAGUGGAAGGAAUUGCGAAAGCUAUUGUAAGAGAAUGUGCUGGUUUGCCAUUGGGAAUUAUUACAAUGGCAGGAAGCUUGAGGGGAGUAGAUGAUCUACAUGAGUGGAGGAAUACAUUGAAGAAAUUGAAAGAAUCAGAAUUUAGGGACAUGGAUGAGAAGGUAUUCAAGUUAUUGAGGUUUAGUUAUGAUCGGUUAGGUGAUGAAGCACUACAAGAAUGUCUCUUAUACUGUGCAUUAUUUCCUGAAGAUAAUGAGAUUGAAAGGGAGAGGUUGAUAGAUUAUUUGAUCGAUGAGGGGAUAAUUAAAGGAAAGAGGAGCAGGGGAGAUGCAUUUGAUGAGGGCCACACAAUGCUUAAUAGACUUGAAAAUGUCUGCCUAUUGGAAAAUGCUCAAAUGGAUUAUGAUGAUAUUAGACAUGUCAAGAUGCAUGACUUGAUUAGAGACAUGGCCAUCCGAAUACUGCAAGACAACUCUCAAGUCAUGGUUGAAGCAGGUGCGCAAUUAAAAGAAUUCCCAGAUGUAGAGGAGUGGACGGAGAACCUGAGGAUAGUCUCACUAAUGCAAAACAGAUUUGAAGAAAUUCCUUCCAGCCAUUCACCAAAAUGUCUAAAUCUGUCAACUCUAUUUCUAUGUGAUAAUGAAGGGUUGAGAUUUAUUGGGGAUUCAUUUUUCAAGCAAUUGCAUGGGCUCAAGGUACUCGAUCUGUCUUGCACAGGUAUUGAAAAUUUGCCAAACUCUGUCUCUGAUUUGGUGAGUCUCAAUGCAUUAUUGCUCAAUGAUUGUUACGACUUAAGACAUGUUCCAUCAUUAAAGAAGCUCAGGGCACUGAAGAGGUUGGAUCUCUUUGACACUACACUUGAAAAGAUGCCGCAAGGAAUGGAAUGCCUAACCAACCUGAGGUAUCUUAGAAUGAAUGGAUGUGGUGAAAAGGAGUUUCCUAGUGGGAUAUUACCAAAACUCUCUCACCUGCAAGUCUUUGUACUAGAAGAGUUUAUGGGGGAUUGUUAUGCUCCGAUAACAGUUAAAGGAAAGGAAGUAGGAUCCUUGAGAAAUUUGGAAACUUUGGAAUGCCAUUUCGGUUUCUCUGACUUCGUGGAGUAUCUCAGAUCUUCGGAUGGGAUUCAAUCAUUAAGCACAUAUAAAAUUUUAGUAGGAAUGGUGUAUGAAGAUUAUUGGGCAGACAUUGAUGAUUUUCCAAGUAAAACAGCUGGGUUGGGUUAUUUUGGUAUCAACAGAGAGAGAGAUUUUCAGGUCAUGUUCUUAAAUAACAUUCAAGGAGUGGUUUGUCUUUUCAACGAUGAAAGAAGUUUAUGUGAUGUUUUGUCAUUAGAGAAUGCACCUGAACUGGAGCACAUCAACAUUCAGGAUUGCAAAAGCAUGGAGAGCUUGGUUUCAUCUUCUUGGUUCUGCUCUGCUCCACCACCAUUGCCAUUAUAUAAUGGUAUGUUUUCUGGUCUUAAAGAGUUUUAUUGUGAUGGAUGUAACAGUAUGAAGAAGCUGUUCCCACUAGUGUUGCUGCCAAACCUCGUAAACCUGGAAAGGAUUGAAGUGAAGCACUGUGAGAAAAUGGAGGGGAUAAUAGGAACAACAGAUGAAGAAAGCAGCACCUCCAAUUCCAUCACGGAAUUAAUACUCCCAAAGUUAAUUUAUCUGAGUUUGUAUUGUUUACCAGAACUGAAAAGCAUUUGCAGUGCAAAACUGACUUGCAAUUCUCUUGAAGAAAUUACUAUACUCAAUUGUCAGAAGCUGAAAAGGAUGCCAAUUUGUCUUCCGUUGCAUGAAAAUAGCCAGCCAUCUCCUCCCCCUUCUCUUAAAAAAAUCCGAGCAUGUCCAAAAGAAUGGUGGGAGACAGUAGUGGAGUGGGAGCAUCCUAAUGCAAAGGAUGUCCUUCGUCCCUUUGUAAAGUUUUAGUGGUAAUUCUUCCGUUGUAAGAAUACUAAUUGAUUGUAACCUUAAAUUUGCUCAUAUUCAAUAAUAUUCAUUUCUUCAA